AUGGCCGAAGUCAUGCAGCCUCAGGCUGUACACACCCCACUCAUGGACUCGAAGCCCAAGAUGGGACAACAAUCGCCCACCACACCCACCAGCGCCAGUGCAAGCGUCAAUUCGAGUCAGAAUAACGCCUCGCGUCGGCCGCCCAGGAAGAGCACUCUCACCCAACAGCAGAAGAACCAGAAGCGUCAACGAGCCACUCAGGACCAGCUCAUGACUUUGGAGGUGGAGUUCAACAAGAACCCGACGCCUACCGCCCUUGUGAGAGAGCGGAUAGCGUCAGAGAUCAACAUGACGGAGCGAUCGGUACAGAUCUGGUUCCAAAACAGACGCGCGAAGAUAAAGAACAUCGCCAAGCGAAGCAUCGAGAGCGGCGAAGACUGCGACAGCAUCCCCGAAUCGAUGCGUCAGUAUCUGGCAAUGCAGGCAUAUGGACCAGGCAAAGGGCUCCCCGCUACCAUGCUCGGUCGAGGUGGCCCUGGCUUUGGUCCAUACGGCGGUGGCACUCUUUGCCUCAACACCGACACAACGUCUGGCAAAGUCGUCAUUCAGCACUUCCACUGCCGGUCACUAUCAAUCGGUACAUGGCGCCGCGUUGGGCAGAGCACGAUGGAUCUGGUCAUCUUCUAUUCUCCCGACAAGGCAUGCGUCACAUACUACAUCAACAACGACUCUGCGGGCUACAAGAUCGAAUAUCCUUUUGCAUGGAUCAAGAACAUCACACUCGAGCAGGGCGAUGUGCUGGCACCGGCCGAGGGCGCCUCACAGCGAUCAGGUGGUCUAGUCAUUGAGUUGACUCGUCCCCCAAAGUUCUACAUGGACAGCUCUGGGAGCGGUGGCUUCUACGAGUGCGGUGACUUCACAGAGGACCAGCAAGCUAGCCAGGUCCUCGUCCAUCAGUUGGGUGGUCCUUCCAAGGUGCUGAGCGGCCAAUUGGCCAAGCUCGUAUCUCUUGAGGCAUACCAGAACCGACACAACAUGAUGUUCGACCCAAGCCAGUUUGCAGUAUCCGCUCCAGUUUCACCGAUCGGCCAUAGGCCUGCCAGCCAACCGAACCACAUGAUGCAUCCUCACACUGGCAUGUCUCUCUAUUCACCACAGGACAUGGGAGCAGGCUUGAUGGGUCCUCCAGGCCCUCGAGGACACAAGCGACAACGUAGCCGAUCCGUUCCAACUGCGGUCGAUUUCAACAUGCUGCGACAGGGACCAAUGCCAUCCUUCCUCAUCCAGCACGAAGGUCAACCUCCACAAGCGCCAAUGCAAGAUCCGAACAUCUUCGCUCCGAUUCCACAUCAUGGUGCUCCCGACGGCUUCGUUCCUGGUCCCGCUGGCCCACAUCUUAGCAUCGAUACUUCGCAGGGCUUCAACAUGGGUCUGCAAUUCAACGGCUCCUUAUCAGCCACCACGGCCAAUUCGCCUAGCGAGUAUGGCACGCCUGGAUUCUUCACUGCAGGUCCUUCAGCGGAUGGUAUGCAACAGCCACAUUUCAGUCUCAACAAUGGCUACCUGGCUGUUGACGCUGGUAACAUGAUUGGCACGAGCAACACACCUCUGUCCGCGGUCUCGAGUCACGGAGAUCCUGUCAUUGCUGAUCACUCACCACCACUCAAUGGUAUGGGCCGUAGCCAAAGCAUCGACAUUCUCGGCACACCUGGUGAAAGCUCGCAGCUCGGCAGUGACGAAGGCCUGUAUCUGUCAGAUGCCUUCAACAAGCAGAUCGCGCUGCCAUUCAGAAGCCCGAUGUCCGAGCAGGCGUUCCACUCUCCGAUGCCAGACGGCAUGUUCAACUUCCAAUCUCCUCAGCCUGGAUCGGAGUCGCAGGAUCACAUGAACGGCGCGCCGCAGAUGAACUUUCCAAGCCCGCAGCAUGCUCAGGACGGCACUGCCUACAACUCACCGCAGCACUCCGGCCAGAGCCAUCAGGACAGUGGCGUCGACUUCUCGACGCCGCCUCACGAUCAGACUGCCAUGUUCAGCGGCCAACAGGAUAACACGAUGCUGUACCAGGACUCGAAGAUGUACUCAAGCCCUGGUCAGAUGCAACAGAUACCCGACGAUCAGCAAUUCUACCACCACAACUCUGGCAACGGAUACGACAUGCAAGCGCAACAGAUGUUCGGCUUCGUCGAUCCUCACACUCUUGGACAGCAGCAGUAG
Molecule: messenger RNA, 2154 nt
Organism: Fulvia fulva
Lineage: Eukaryota; Fungi; Ascomycota; Dothideomycetes; Mycosphaerellales; Mycosphaerellaceae
Product: Pyriculol/pyriculariol biosynthesis cluster transcription factor 1
Exons: 2
Coding region: 1-2154 (717 amino acids)
Biological process (GO): cell differentiation; regulation of transcription by RNA polymerase II
Molecular function (GO): DNA-binding transcription factor activity, RNA polymerase II-specific; RNA polymerase II cis-regulatory region sequence-specific DNA binding
Source: RefSeq, a predicted model, not a curated record